Molecule: messenger RNA, 4170 nt
Organism: Colletotrichum gloeosporioides
Lineage: Eukaryota; Fungi; Ascomycota; Sordariomycetes; Glomerellales; Glomerellaceae
Product: MFS-type transporter
Exons: 7
Coding region: 1-4170 (1389 amino acids)
Biological process (GO): transmembrane transport
Molecular function (GO): transmembrane transporter activity
Source: RefSeq, a predicted model, not a curated record
AUGGCUCGAACGAUCUGGCGACACAGCGCCACGUCCUCACCGUAUGGGGACUCACCGACUGCGAUGGGGAGGAACUCGGCGGAGGCAGCGCGGCGGGAGACGAUCGACCUCGAGGAUAUAAGCGCACACAUCCGGGCCUCGCACGGGGGUGCCGCCGCUCCCACACGGCCGUGGUCGCGGAGGACGGACGGGACGACGGAUUUCUACGGCGCACGGCGGAGCAUCGACAGCGAGCGGACGGCGGACGACAUCAGGGACUGGCCGCGGUACGCCAAGAUGGAGAAGGCCGGGUCUGCGUUCCCGUCGCCGCUAGGUACCAGCGUCUCGCAGACGAACUUCCUGCACCCGCCGACGCCGGACGCCAUGGACAGCAGCGCCAGCGCGGCCUCGUUCGACCGGAAGCGGGACGAGUUCAACGACACGAUACACCUGACGUCCAACGCGCCGCCGGGGGCCGAGGGGAGCAAGGCGGGCAGCAGCUUCCUGUGGUGGACGUGGGCGCUGUGGCUGCUGGGCGCGCUGAUGGUGACGCUGACGGGGCUGUACUCGACGGGGUCGGCCAAGGCGCUGAUGAAGCAGAGCUUUUUCGUUGCGUCGCCGCAGAACUCGAUUCUGCUGCUGCGCGUGCUGACGGAGCUUUGCGCCGUUGUGUUGGCGGCGCUGGUGGUUGUCGUGGUGGAGGAUCUGCAGUGGGCUCUGGCCUCGAGGCCUGGGGGCGUGAGCCUGUUGCACUUUGUCGGAUUGGAUUCCGGGACGGGGGUGUGGGGGCUGUUGAGGCUUUUGGCCACGGCGGAUUGGAAGGAGAAGUACUCGAGUCUGUUUCGGUUAUUGGUUAUUUGCUCGAUUCCCCUGCCCGGUAUCAUUCUCAUGGGUGCCAUCUCCAUCGAAAUGGUCACAUUCCCCGAGAAGACGUACCCAGUAUCUGCCGGCAUCGGCCCUUUUAAUGCUUCUAAUGUCUAUCAUGUCCGAAACUCGACGGCGACCGCUUUGCUGGUGCAGAUGGGCAGUCCCGCCUGGUCCGACCGAGACUCCUUCUCUCUGGACCCCCUGACCAAGGGCGUCGGGAAGUGCACGGGGCCGGACGGCAACUGGGCUCCCUGUGAUGAAUCGCAUCUCCUCACUGGCGGCGUCGUCGCCAUUGCUCCGCAAACAGACGACCUGAAGCAGCUCCCGGGGUCUGCAUCCUACGUUGUUCCCAAGACGAGAGUCGUCCAGCUCGAGUACGGAAAGGUGCCGGAUCUCGAGAACCUCCGCAAGACCGGCAAGUGCUUCCUUCUCGGAGCCGCCAGCGCCGCGUCUUACUGGUGUGCCAAGACCGGCGAUAACAACGCACUCCUUUUCGGCUCCGCAUACUGCCCAAUCUCCAUGCAGGCCACGAGCUCCUGCAUCAACGACACAACCUGGACCAGCAAACUCGAAAUCUCCUCCUCCCUCUUCGUCUACUCGCGCCUCGCCACCAUCACCUACGACCGCGGCAACUUCUCCAUCCUCGCCGUGACCGACAUGACGCCCGCGAAGCAGGACAUCAUCACCCUCGACGACUACAUGCUCUCCCUCUCCGCCGUCGUGCCCGGCUUCAACGCGACGAGCAGCCAGGACGCCACCAAGGGCGACAACUCGGCCCUCGCCAUCUACGCCGUCACCGCGCUGCCCAUCAACGACUCCGAGGUCGCCAAGAAGCAGUCCCUCAAGGCCAUCCGCAAGGCCAUGUCCGUGCCCUUCCACUACUUCCACUCAAACUAUUUCUCCAACGGGCCCUCCAUCUGGGAGCUGACCGGCCCGCGCGAGGGCCUGCCCGCGGACAUGUACACCGACCUCUCCAUCUCCGUGCUCAGCCAUCAGGUCGUCGCGGGGAAGGUCAGCAGGGUGCUCUUCGUGCUCGUCAGCAGCACGAUUCUGUGUCUGUCGGCGGCGAUCAUCGUCGCGACGUCGCGGGUGUGCGAGAAGAGGCCGGAGCGGUGCGGGUACCCGACGCUCGACUUUGCGGCGGUGUGCGCCGUCCGGGGAAUGCAGCCGGCGCCGGCGGGGUGGGACCAGGAGAGGCAGGACGGGACGGGCGGCCCCGGUGCUGGUCCCGGAGGUCCCGGUGGCGGCGGACACACGCUGCACAAGAGCCUCACGCAGCUGGGGCAGAAGCCGAAGCCGUUUGACGUUGCGAAGAAUAUCAAGAACGACCGCCAUCAAAGAAGUGGCAGCAGCGACACCGGAGAGCCGCAAACUGUAACUGGCAAAGCGGCAGAUCCGAUCCGAUCCCGACUGGACAAUCACGGCGUCAAGGGUGAGGCAUCGAAUGCGGGGGGCAACGUGGACGCGCGGGGAAGCCCCUUGCUUCCCGCUGCAAAGCGUCCGGUUCCUCGUUGGGUUCGCUGCGUCAGCCGUCCGAUCUAUAUGACAGCAAACCACCACCUCCACGACGACGAGAAAGUCGACGACGUCGAGCGCGCCGCAGGCACAACGACAAGCAGCUCCGACUCCAUCAGCAGCAACAAUGAGGUGACCGCAAACCCACCCGCCUCCGCCGCCAAGGCCGAGGCCUCAACACCGGAGACGGGUCCCACCGCCGGCGAGACAAAGCAAGACGUAGCUCCGGAAGCCGCCACCACCACCGCAGCUGACGCCGACGCCGACGCCCCGGAAGCCGGACGCACCAAGCUCGAGACGACGCUCAUCGUGCUGUCCCUGUGCGCGGCGCUCUUCCUCGCCGCGCUGGACGUGACCAUCAUCACCACGGCCGUGCCGACCAUCGCGCAGGAGUUCAACAGCAACAUCGGCUACAUCUGGAUCGGCUCCGCGUACCUGCUCGCCAACGCCGCCUUCGUGCCGACCUGGGGCAAGAUCUCGGACAUCUGGGGCCGCAAGCCCGUGCUGCUGUCCGCCGUCGGCGUGUUCUGGGUCGGCUCGCUGCUCUGCGGGCUGGCGGUGGACAUGGCGAUGCUGAUUGCCGCGCGCGCGAUCCAGGGCAUCGGCGGCGGGGGCAUCAUUGUGCUGGUGAAUAUUUGUAUUAGUGACUUGUUCUCGAUGAGGCAGCGCGGGGUGUAUUUCGGCGUCAUGGGCAUGGUGUGGGCUGUUGCGUCGGCCGUGGGACCUGUUAUUGGGGGCUUCUACAUCAACCUCCCCAUCUCUGGCGUCGGCAUCAUCAUCCUCUUCUUCGUGCUCAAGCUGCACAACCCGCGGACGCCCGUCGUCAAGGGGCUCAAGGCAAUCGACUGGAUCGGCACGGUCACAAUCAUCGGCGGCACCAUCAUGUUCCUCUUCGGCCUCGAGUUCGGCGGCGUCACCUACCCCUGGAGCUCGCCGACCGUCAUCUGCCUCAUCGUCUUCGGCGUCCUCACCAUCGGCCUCUUCACCGUCAACGAGUGGAAGUACGCCCGCUACCCCGUCAUCCCGAUGCACCUCUUCAGCGACUGGUCCAACCUCGCCGCCUUCGCCACCUCCUUCUGCCACGCCUUCGCCUUCAUCUCCGGCUCCUACUGGCUGCCGCUCUACUUCCAGGGCGUCCAGGGCGUCUCCUCGCUGCUCUCGGGCGUCUACCUGCUCCCCUACGUCCUUUCGCUCUCGCUCAUGUCCGCGCUCGCGGGCUACGUCAUCCGCAAGACGGGCAACUACCUCUACCUCAUCAUCGCGGGCAUGGCCGUCGCGACGCUCGGGUUCGGGCUCUUCCACGACCUGCCGCUGCAGCGCAACUUCACCAAGAUCGUGCUGUACCAGAUCGUCGCGGGGCUCGGCAUCGGGCCGAACUUCCAGUCGCCGCUGAUCGCCGUGCAGACGUCCGUCGAGCCGCGCGACAUCGCGGCCGCGACGUCGACGUUCGGCUUCAUCCGCCAGAUGGCGACGUCCAUCUCCGUCGUGAUCGGCGGCGUGGUGUUCAACAACGAGAUGCAGAAGCAGCACCCGCGCCUGCUGGCGGAGCUGGGCCCGGAGCUGGCGGCGCUGCUGUCCGGGUCGAGCGCGGCGUCGAGUGUGGGCGUCGUGGCGGGGCUGCAGGGCGAGCAGGGCCAGAUUGCGCGGGGCGCGUAUUUGAAUAGUUUGCGGACGAUGUACAUUGUGUAUGUCGCGUUUGCGGGGCUGGGGCUGGUGAUGAGUUUGUUCAUACGGCAGAAGCAGCUGAGCAAGAAGCACACGGAGCACCGGACGGGUUUGAAGACGUUGAGGAGCCGGACAGGGAAGUAG